AUGCCGGCUGACUGCAUCAACGUUGUUGUGGUAAAGAGAAGGAAAUCAACAUAUCGAAAGAGUAUUGUGAACACAAUCACUAAACCAAGCCAAACAAAAAAUGCAAAUUGUCUGUGGGGAACUGAAAAUGAGCAAAAUGCCUUGAUGAGAUACCACCAGUAUAAAGAUGAGAGCAACCUACCAGUGAAUAUUUGUUCAUCAUGUGGGUUGGUGGCGAAUCCAAAAUGGCCAUGGCUUGGAGCAAGCCCCGAUGCUCUUAUCUCUGAUGAGAUGGAAGAGUCUGUCUAUGGAGCUGUGGAGGUGAAAUGUCCUGCAUCCAAAGCUGGAAUCAGUGUUUUGGAAGCUUGCAGUGACAAAGCCUUUUGUUUGGAGAUUAUUGAUGGCAAACCUUCCCUCAAAAAGAAAUCAAGAUGA
Paramuricea clavata is the source of this 414-nucleotide messenger RNA. The record is from the annotation of a GenBank genome assembly. Lineage: Eukaryota; Metazoa; Cnidaria; Anthozoa; Malacalcyonacea; Plexauridae.